AUGGCUUCGUUCGAGAUGCAGCCCACCUCGUCUCGGGCGGUCGAUCCGAUGAACGAGAUCUCCGCCAAAGUAGAGACAGACUUCGUGGAGACGGCCGAUGCGGAAGCUGGUCUUCCCGGGGAGGUCAUCGACAUCACGGCGAGGCUGUCGAGCAAGCAUCGCGAGUAUCUGCUGGAGAGACAUGGCACCCUAGAGCUCGAUCCUGUUCCUGGCAUGGGACCUGCCGAUCCCUACAAUUGGCCGACGUGGAAGAAAACGAUUAACCUGGUCUUGGUGGCGUUCCACGCCUGCAUGGGCACUUUCACCGCCGCCGCCAUCAUCCCUGCGUAUUCGGAUAUUGUCGCCGACUUUGGCGUGUCGAUGCAGCGUGCCAGCUACCUCACCUCGCUGCAGAUCGCCAUCCUGGGAGGAGCGCCACUCUUCUGGAAGCCCAUCUCCAACCGCUUCGGUCGCCGGCCCAUCUUCCUGCUGUCACUCGUCGGCAGUCUCGUCUGUAACAUCGGCUGCGCCAAGAGCUCGACCUAUGCCACCACCGCCGCCUGCCGCGCCUUGGUCGCGUUUUUUAUCUCGCCCGCUGGCUCCAUCGGUAGCGCCGUCGUCAUGGAGACUUUCUUCAAGAAGGAUCGCGCUCGUUUCAUGGGCGUCUGGACCCUGAUGGUCACUGUCGGCGUCCCGCUCGGACCCCUGAUCUUCGGCUUCGUCGCGUAUAACGCCGGCUACCGAUGGAUCUAUUGGGUGCUUGCCAUUAUCAACGGUGUGCAAUUUAUUUUGUAUCUCUUCUUCGGUCCCGAGACUCGGUACAUUGGUAGCGGUGUCGAGACGGAAAAGCUUGGCUGGAAGUCGCAGUAUUUCACCUUCCGUCGGAUUGACCCGACCCCCCUGUCAUGGAAGGAAUUCGUGUACCCGCUGAGCAUGAUCCGGCGUCCGUCGGUGGUUGUGCCUGCGGCGGCGUACGCAAUGGUGUUCCUGUUCGGUAGCGUGCUGAUCACCGUCGAGGUGCCACAGCUGCUGCAGGUCAAAUUCGGCCUCAACAGCGAGCAGCUUGGUCUGCAGUUUAUCGGCGUCAUCAUCGGUUCAGUGCUGGGCGAGCAGAUGGGCGGGACCCUGUCUGACUCGUGGAUGAACCGCCGGGCGCGCCGGAUCCAGGGCAGACCCGAACCUGAGUACCGGCUGUGGCUGAGCUACAUCGGGUUUGCACUCACCAUCAUCGGCCUGAUCAUCUUCCUGGUGUGCACGCAGGAAGCCCCCACUGGCCACUGGAAGGUUUCCCCCCUCGUGGGCACCGCCGUAAGUGCUGUCGGCAACCAGAUCGUCACCACCGUCAUGGUCACGUACGCUGUCGACUGCUAUCCGCAGGAAGCAGCCAGCGUCGGCGUCUUCAUCACCUUUGUCCGCCAAGUCUGGGGGUUCAUCGGCCCAUUCUGGUUCUCCGACAUGUUCGACAGCGUCGGCAUUGCCGCCAGCGCCGGUGUGGGUGCCGCUCUCCUCGUCGGCAUGAAUACUUUACAUACCUCGGAUCUAUUAACUACUACUGAAACCGAGUCAUCGCCGAAUUCUUCUCGAAAUAAUCCCGACUCUACCCUAGACUCCGAUUAUUUAAGACCAGACUAG
Molecule: messenger RNA, 1611 nt
Organism: Penicilliopsis zonata CBS 506.65
Lineage: Eukaryota; Fungi; Ascomycota; Eurotiomycetes; Eurotiales; Aspergillaceae
Exons: 5
Coding region: 1-1611 (536 amino acids)
Biological process (GO): transmembrane transport
Molecular function (GO): transmembrane transporter activity
Source: RefSeq, a predicted model, not a curated record